Molecule: messenger RNA, 765 nt
Organism: Ostreobium quekettii
Lineage: Eukaryota; Viridiplantae; Chlorophyta; Ulvophyceae; Bryopsidales; Ostreobiaceae
Source: the annotation of a GenBank genome assembly
AUGGCGAUGAUGAUCGUCACCAGGGGAAAGAUUCUGGAAGUCGUGGUCCUGGCGGCGCUGGUGGCCAUCGGAACGGCAGCGCCAGCGAUGUGGCCCGGUUCACGGGAUGGCUUUGAGUGCCCGCCGCCCGGGUUUGACUCGGUCAAGGGGCUGGACCUGAGAAAGUACGUGUCGGCGCCGUGGUACGUCCAGGAGCAGAUGCCCGUAGCGUACCAAUCAGUGGAGGACCUGUAUUGCGUACGCGCCAGAUAUGUGCUGCAGGACGAAGACGACCUCACGAAAGGCAUCACCGUAUACAACUAUGCCAACAAGGGCGAAGUCAACGGUCCAGCGGAGGGCACGUCCGGCACAGGGGGCAGCAGCUUCCAGCUGCAGGCGGUCGUUCCGGAUCUGAAUGACGCAAGCAAGCUGCUCGUGGGUCCGUCAUUCCUCGAGAAGCUUCUCGGAGAGGAACUGGCGGAGAGGUUCUACGGCGAUUACUGGGUGGUGGCAGUGGGUCCGUCCAGCAAUGAGACGUUGGGCUACGACUGGGCCAUCAUCAGUGGGGGGCCCCCAAGAACGCGAGGCAUGGAUGGAUGCAUGACGGGCAGCAAAUUUCUGGACAGGUUCCAAAUCAACGGCGCAGGCUUUUGGCUGUUUUCCCGGAAGCCGGUGGACCCUGAGAGCACGGAAGCCAUGAGGAAGGUGGCCAAGGAGAAAGGCUUCGACCUGUCGGUUCUGAGGAAGGUAGAGCAGGAGGGCUGCAAGUACGAGGGCGCUCUGUAG